AUGGAUCAGGCUGGGAAGGGCAAGGAAAAUACCCCAAAGGUUGAGGAUGAGAGAGGAAAAGUUCAGGAAAGGGUAACGGGAGAUUCAAGUACCACUAAAGAACAAGGAGAGAAUGUUCUCUCAUUCGGCAGCCUCACUCUAAUAGGAAGCCUCCCUGAGUUUUCAGGCAUUAGAGGGACACUUGCAGUUAGGGAAUUUGUAGGAAAGAUUCUUCAGGCAAGAGCCUUGGUACCCACUUGGGAUGAUUCCACCGUCCUUACCAUUGCGAAGCUGAAGAUCACCGGACCAGCCCGGGAAUUCAUUGCUGCCAACGAGGACACCUUUCCCUACAAGAGUUUUGAAGAACUCACAAGGGACAUUCACGAAGCUGGGAAGGGCAAGGAAAAGACCCCAAAGGUUGAGGAUGAGAGAGGAAAAGUUCAGGAAAGGGUAACGGGAGAUUCAAGUACCACUAAAGAACAAGGAGAGAAUGUUCUCUCAUUCGGCAGCCUCACUCUAAUAGGAAGCCUCCCUGAGUUUUCAGGCAUUAGAGGGACACUUGCAGUUAGGGAAUUUGUAGGAAAGAUUCUUCAGGCAAGAGCCCUGGUACCCACUUGGGAUGAUUCCACCGUCCUUACCAUUGCGAAGCUGAAGAUCACCGGACCAGCCCGGGAAUUCAUUGCUGCCAACGAGGACACCUUUCCCUACAAGAGUUUUGAAGAACUCAGUAAGGCUCUUAUAAAACAAUACGCAGUUCCUGAAGACCUUUCAACUUUGCAGGUUGAGUUGUCCCAGAUGAACCAGAUGGCCUCUGAAACAGUUAGGACCUGGGGAGCCCGCAUCAAGGGGAUUGGUGCGAAACUUGAGAGUCUCCGGGAAGGCGGACACCACCUUGCUUCAAAAUCUCCUGAAAGUCAGAUAGCUGCGCAGGAGGAGGUGCGGGACCAAGGAAUUGGUCGUACUCCACUCUUUCUCGUGGAGAGGGGACAAGGAAUGCCCAGAGACAGAGGAAACCAGGGAAGGAUGGAAUGGGAUCAGAGGCAUCGAGACCUUCAAGGGAACAACUUUCAAAAUCAGCAGCCCAUUAGCUACAUCAAUGUAAUUGAGACGGAGGAGGAAGAUGUAAUAGCGUACCAGCCUUACUAUGACCGACAACGAAUCAAGUCUGAGCAGAGAUCUGACCCAAAUUGGGGACCAUUGAUAGAGCAGAUGGAGAAGGAAAACUGGACUUGUGGAGAUUUUGUACUAAAUGAGAAACUUCUUUUCAAAAGAGGCAUUUUGCCAAGCGUAGAAGAGAAAGAAGAAGUUUGGGAGCAGCUUGAAGCUGACCCGGAUGAAAGUCUCGAUGCACCUCUUUUUCCUCAUCCAACCCCCUCGGAAUACUCUGAACAAGGAGAAAAGGGAACAGACAAGGAGGAAGAUGCCUCCUUAGUAAACGAGGCAGAAAGUGAAGUGAAGUGGAGGGAGACAUAG
This is a messenger RNA of Darwinula stevensoni, 1452 nucleotides long. Lineage: Eukaryota; Metazoa; Arthropoda; Ostracoda; Podocopida; Darwinulidae. The record is from the annotation of a GenBank genome assembly.